Paramecium octaurelia is the source of this 894-nucleotide messenger RNA. The record is from the annotation of a GenBank genome assembly. NCBI's taxonomy places the organism in Eukaryota, Ciliophora, Oligohymenophorea, Peniculida, Parameciidae.
AUGUCAAAAGAACAAAAUAAAUUCAAGCACAUUCUCCUGGUCCCCAACAUUGUCUCUGAUCAAGCCUUCUUGCAAAGACAUAAAACAUUCCAAACCUAUGUUAAAAAAGCUCACUCAGAUCUCUACUAUUUGUAACUGAAGAAGAUCGGAGGGUUGAGGAAAUCCAUUGCAGAAAAGGCUGAUUACGGCUAAGUUUUACAACAGAUUAAAAGUAACAGACUACAGAAUGAGUAUUUGAAUCAACAGAAGAAGAAUCAAGGGUUUAUGUACAAUAAUUAACUAUGGUCAGAUAAAUACUAUAAUCAAAUCUAUCAGAUGACUAGAUUGUCUCAACUCUCAGAAGUUCUCAGCAAACAAAAAACCAAAGGCAGAGAUUAAUUAAUCAAGGAUUUCGAAGUCUACUUCAAUAAACACGUUCAUCCAAUCAAUGAUGAAUUUACUGAAAUCUAAAAAGUCCUACCUCUUUCAAAUUGUACAACCAAGUGCAGUUCAAGAAUUAACUCCUAAAAGUUCUUACUCCCUACAGAAAGACGAUUAAAUUCCAAACAAGAAACCCAAGAGGAUGAUAUCAUUAGAGUCAAAUCUCUGCAGACCUCGUUCCACAAAUCAGUUAAUGACAAAAUAGUUAACCUUUUGGAUGAAGCCAGCAAUCUACACAUCCAGAAUCUGGAAACCAUCAAGUAAGUUUCAUCAAGAUAUUUAAAUAGAAAAACCAGGGUAUUCUAAACUGAAUAGAGCUCCUCUCGAAAAAUCAUCUAUUCUCAAAUCCAAAGAAGAAAUGAACGCAUUAACAUUUAAACCUCCAUGAGGAAUAGAUAAAUUCAUUUUAAAAAUAAAUUUGUAUAAGAAAGAUUUUAGAAGGAAAUAGAAAAAUUAUCUGCUUAGAACCUUUGA